Molecule: messenger RNA, 2377 nt
Organism: Mytilus californianus (California mussel)
Lineage: Eukaryota; Metazoa; Mollusca; Bivalvia; Mytilida; Mytilidae
Exons: 13
Coding region: 144-1862 (572 amino acids)
Source: RefSeq, a predicted model, not a curated record
UUUAACGUGUGCAGUUACCCAUGACUGUCUUAUAAUCAUAACAGGGAUUGUAGAUGCAGGAAGUUUUUUCUGUUAAAAAUUAUGUUAUUGCGUACUACACCUAUCAAUUAAAGUAACUAAGGAAUAUAUACCGAAAUAAAAUAAUGGCGACUAAACGAUCAAGCAGUAUCGACAGUGGUCUUUUGUCCUGCGAAGUCCAAGCCAACAGAGAAGAAACACUACUAAAACCAGUUUUCUCAACUCCAGAUGACAAAAAAGAAAAAUCUCAAAGAAAUGAACAACCUUUAUCUUAUUCUAAACCAAUGACACCAAAAGAACGCACUCAGAAUGCUGAAUAUUAUACUAACAGAAGAAGUUUCCAUGCAGUACCUAAUACAUCACCCCCGUCUUCAAAAGCGGACUCUGAUUCAGAUCUUGGCAUUGUACCUGAUGUGACUAGGCUACUUUUAGGCAAUAGACAGCGUAGAUCUAAACAUCCAACAUCCCCAACAUAUUCAAUACAUAUUAACACAUUGUAUGUGUACCAGAAACCCACAUUGCCGGUUGAGAAUCCACUGUAUGGUCAGGUUCCCGUAGGGAAACGCGAUGACAAACCUCCAGCACCUUGUGUGAAACCAGCUGGAUACCAGUAUGUUUGGCCGUCUACAAAUAACACAGAAGAUGAAAAGCAACCAGCACAGCACCAUGACAGUUUUAGCUAUAACAAUUCAAAACCUUCAUCACUUCAUUCAAGUUCGACAUUUGCAGAACAGAAAACUAAUCAUUACAGUGGGCUUGACAAAAAGGCCGAACCAUACUUACAGUUUGGAUUUCCAAGUUCAGUGCUUUCACAGGGAGAAGAAAUGGAGAUAUUGAUUAAAGGGAAAGAAGGAAACUCUCGUCGCUACAAGCUACAACCAAUAUCGGAACAUAGAGACGAUAAAGAUGCGUUUGUAAUGAAGACAUCUGAAGAUGAUAAAGUAAUUAUUGAAGGUUUUACCAUUGAUGAUCCUGAUGAGGCAUUCUCGGAAACAAGGAGUAGACAAUCCUCUUCUGCAUCACUUUUCAGUAGCAGUACAGCUAGUGCUGCUAUAGAGACAACAGUUGAUAAUUGUAGAGUUACUGUCAAUACAUUUGAAUCAAAAGAUGAGGAAAGCGAAAUACCAUUUCCAGAAAAACACAUCAGUAUGUCAGCAAGAGAUAUUUCUUCAUCAGCAGCUUCACCAACCAUUCAUAGAUAUUCGGCGGAAUCGAAUCCUAAUAUUGUGCAGAAUGAAUUCAGUCAAGCGUACUCGAUGAAUGACCCCACCUAUUUCGAUUUUGAAGCAUAUAAGAAAUCGAAUCCAUUGCAGACGGCAAACAAAAUACCAGGUAGUUUUUCUCAGUCCGUACCGAAUAUUGCAAUAGCUUCAAGAAUAGACACUUGUUACGAAUGCCGAAACCAAAAACGUGGUGGCAUAUUUUCUUCUAAAAAGAAAUUAUCACGGUCAUGCACUCUGGACGGUUUCUUUUAUAUCACAGAUGGGAAUGAAGUAUCUUUAAUGAAAGAAGUUCUCGAUCAGAAUGGAAAGUUGGGUAACUGGUUUAUCACUCCAACCGUUCACCAGCCGGGAUAUGCCCAUUGUUUAUACUUAAAAACUAAGCGAGAAGUAACUAGUUUCCCGAUCGCAAUCAACAAAAAGAAAAAGAUGUUUUUAGAUUUCAACCUGAAGAAGAGUUUUCCAUGUUUGUGCCAGUUAGUGGAGUUUUACAAAUCAACACAUUUACCAUCAGUUAAUAUCAAUCUUGGACAACCACUUCCAAGUAAUGCUUUCCCGGAUAUGAACUUUGGCGCUGAUAGCAGUGGAAUUUUACUACAACAAUACCAUGGAGUGAAAUUAUAAUCUUUGAUUUAUUUAUUUAUUAAAAAGUGCUGGACUUUUUUUGUGUCCUUUAUACCAAUCGUAAAUAUAGUUGACACUGUCACUACAAAAGUGUGUUUACACAUGUAUGUUUAUUGAAACUUUUAUUCUUAAAAGGUCUUAACUAGAAUAAAUGUCAAUGUGAUCGAAUGUUUCUCAACAUAUUUGUAUUUUAGUUUCAUUACAUUAUUGUGUAACAUGAUCUGUCUCCUUUCAAGACCGUUUGUAGAUAUCAACGAAAAUGUUAAGAUAAGAAGACAUGUUUCCAAGUCAUUUUCUUUAUCAACGGUUAACAGGACUCUCAGUACUACAUUCAAGAUGGAAGAACAGCUUAGCCUGUUUCUAUCUAGUUAAUUUUCUUCAUAUAUAAACAUUUACUUUCGGAUAUAAGUAUUUAAUGCUAGGAAGAGAAAAUAAAAUAACAUGUAGAUGCAAACUUAAACAUGUGCAUAUACAACGAUAAUAAUAAUUAAUCAAUAAAAAAAAUCAUAACUUUG